AUGCCUAUGUUAUAUAAACCAGCAGCUGAAGCCCAGCAAACUAAACCACCACAAAUCCCAUCCCCAGGCAAUAACUCGUUCUUGGGUGACAUCUUCACCUCAGACGCUCCAGAAGAUAAACAGAUCUCGUGUGGUUUCUACAAGCAAGAAGCUGGUGAGCCUUUGGUCUACCACUACUCAUACGAUGAAAUGAAGAUCAUCUUGGAAGUUGAAGGUGAAUACACCAUAACUGACGAGACUGGUUACAAGGUUAGUGUUUCGCCAGGUGACGUUUUCUACUUUUCAAAGGGCACCACCAUCACUUUUGAAACUACCGGCUACGGAUUGGCGUUCUUUACUGGUUUGAGACCAAAAGAUGCUCUUUAA
Messenger RNA from Lodderomyces beijingensis, 366 nucleotides. Lineage: Eukaryota; Fungi; Ascomycota; Pichiomycetes; Serinales; Debaryomycetaceae. The record is from the annotation of a GenBank genome assembly.